AUGGCCGAUAAACGCGAAGCUCCCCUGGAUUCCCAACUCCCUGACAUGCAGAACGAGCUUCUUCAUGAUGAGAAAACCAUCCCACUUGAAGGUGACAAACAGUUGUCUAACGAGCAUGGUACAUAUGUCCUUGAGGUUGGCAAUUCCGAAGGAGCUAUAGUUGCUAGCCACCUGGAGCUUGGGACCUCUGAGGAGGAAGCAGAACGGCUUGAAGCGAUCUACCACGCGAUGAGUCUCGAACGGACUAUGAAGAUCAUUCGAGAGCUGGUCCGGAUGCACCGGGAUGAUCCAAACUUCUCUGGUGCAUUGCUCGAGGACAUGAACAGCUUUGUCAACAACCCCGACAUCAUCGCUUCCCCAGACAAGCAUACUCAAGUGAUCGCAACUAUGAAGAUGGAAGCUGUCCUGGCCACCGAAAACUCGCCUUACGUCGAAGUCCGUGCCAACGUCGAUCCCACUGACGAUCCUGAUAUGCCCGCUUCCGCUAUCAGGGCAUGGGCAAUCGGCGUAGUCUUUUGCAUCAUUGGGUCGUUCAUCGAUAAUCUCUUCGCUUUCAGGAACCCUGCUAUCUCUAUCGGUACUAACGUCGCUCAACUGGUUGCGUACCCUCUGGCCUUAAUGUUGGAAAAUUUAAUCGCAAGGAACACAUGUUGUGUGUUCUCGAUCAUGGCGAACGUCUCUUUCACCGCCCCGUACACUUUCUACAUUAUCCCGGUGCAAGCGAUGCCCCAGUACUUCAACCAAUCCUUCGCUUACGACCGCGGCUACCAAAUUCUCUUGUCCCUGGCGGUCAACAUGUUUGGGUAUGGGCUUGCGGGUCUGCUUCGUCGCUUCCUGGUCUACCCAUCCAUUGCUAUCUGGCCAGCCACGCUCGACACAGUCGCUUUAGUCAAAGCUUUUCAUCAGGAAACCAAUGAGGCUGUGCCGGGAUCUUUUGGUCGGACAUAUCGCGCUUCUAGAGAGAAAGUCUUGUUGAUAGCCAUGGGCUGCAUGUUUGUCUACUUCUUCUUCCCAUCUUAUAUUUUUCAGGCCCUCUCAUCAUUCUCGUGGAUGACAUGGAUCGCACCUGAUAAUGUCACGCUUGACGCCGUCACUGGAGUCUGGGGAGGCCUCGGUCUAAAUCCCUGGCCGACUUUCGAUUGGAAUAUGUUCGGUGGUACCGGUUUGUAUCUGCCCACCUUUGCUGUUGCCAAUCAAGUCGUUGGUAUCAUCAUUGGGGCUAUCAUGAUCCUGGGCAUCUGGUUCACGAACACCUGGAAUACCGGAUUCCUUCCCAUCAACUCCAAUGCUACAUUCGAUAACACAGGUGCUCGCUACAAUGUCACCGCCGUGCUGAACCCUGACACCGGUAGACUCGACGAAACCCUUUAUCGAUUUUACAGUCAACCUUUCUUCAGUGCCGGUUAUAUCGUCUAUAACAUAUGGGCUUUCGCAUCUUACACUGCCUCGUUCACCUACGUCUAUCUUUUCUACCGGCGCGAUAUCAUACGAGGCUUCAGAGGCGUGUAUAGACGUGUCUUCAGAAAGGUCGAUGAGGAGGAUCUCGGGGAGGAUAUUCAUUACAGGUUGAUGAAGCGAUACAAGGAAGUCCCCGAUUGGCACUACGCCGUCCUCCUCGUUCUGCCCAUCGCUUUCGGAUGUGCGGCAGUGGCCGGCUGGCCCACUCAGGCCCCCGUAGCGGCGUUGUUCUACGGUCUGAUUCUCCCCAUCAUCUUCCUACUCCCCCUCGGGAUAAUUCAAGCGGUAACAGGUAUACCAGUCGCUUUGAACAUUCUUGCCAACAUCAUCGGUGGAUCCAUCACAGCAGGUGAGGGGAACUCUCUCAUGUAUUUCAAGUCUUGGGGUUACCUCUCAUCUUGGCAAGCCUUGAGUUUCUGCAAUGAUCUCAAGCUUGCUCAUUACCUCAAGAUCCCGCCUCGGAUCACUUUCUGGGCUCAGAUCGUCGCCACUCUCAUAUACUCCAUCGUUUCGGCUCUUCAAUAUAAUUUCAUUAUGAACAUCAAAGAUGUCUGUACUGCGGAUGCGGCUUUCCGUUUCACGUGUCCAUCACAAACCAGUUUCUACACCUCGAUCAUCUUCUGGGGUAUCAUCAGUCCCAAAAAGCUUUUUGGCAAGGACCAACAGUACAAUAUGAUGUUACUCGGCUUCCCCCUCGGUGUGAUCAUGGUUGGGCUCUAUUGGGCUGUUCGACGAAAAUACCCCAGAUCCUCCUUCCUGAGGCAGGUUCAUCCAGUCAUGAUCUGUAUGGGGCCCGUCAACGUGGCCGCUCCUUACAAUUUGGCCUACUACCUCGGCAAUCUUUAUGUCAACCUCAUCUCUUUCCAGUACAUCCGAAAGCAAUACUUGGCUUUUUGGUCCAAGUGGAACUACGUGAUUGGCGCCGGCUUCUCCACUGGUAUCGCUCUCUCUGGUCUUUUCAUCUUCUUCGCCCUUCAGAUCCCCAAAGGUGGCACAUUGUCCAUAGAUUGGUGGGGAAACAACGUUGUCAACUUGGGAUGUGAAGGCCAAGGUGGAUGCCACAGGCUCGACAUCCCCGAAGUUGGGUACUUUGGACCUGCACCCGGUACAUAUUCGUAG
Kwoniella mangroviensis CBS 8507 is the source of this 2577-nucleotide messenger RNA. Its product is annotated as OPT family small oligopeptide transporter. Gene Ontology annotation, biological process: transmembrane transport. The coding region runs from base 1 to 2577 and encodes 858 amino acids. The transcript is spliced from 5 exons. Gene Ontology annotation, cellular component: plasma membrane. The record is from RefSeq and is a predicted model, not a curated record. Lineage: Eukaryota; Fungi; Basidiomycota; Tremellomycetes; Tremellales; Cryptococcaceae. Gene Ontology annotation, molecular function: oligopeptide transmembrane transporter activity.